Molecule: messenger RNA, 918 nt
Organism: Effrenium voratum
Lineage: Eukaryota; Dinophyceae; Suessiales; Symbiodiniaceae
Source: the annotation of a GenBank genome assembly
AUGACGCUGCACUUCAUGCCGCGUGGCUACGGGCAUCGCAUGGUCACCAUGGUCCAAACGCGAUACCUACUGCAGUCGAGCAUUCUGCCGGAGAUGCGUUCGGAUCUGGAGAAGGAUGCGCUGAGCCGGGAGUGGCAGGACACUCUGCCGGUGGAGGUGAAGCCCUUGACCGGGCGCUCCAUCUGCUCCUUCGAGUUGCCCACUGCGGCUGGGCUGCUGGAUGGGGGCGUCUAUGUCUUCCAGGUGCGCGUGGGCAAUGGCAAGAGCUGGUCUGAGUGGUCGCACACCUCGAAGGCCUUCCUUUUCCAGGUGCCUCCUCCGGCGCCGCCCACGGCGGCCUCUCUCAAGGCCCAGCGAACGGUGAACGUGGAGGUGAUUUCCGCCACAGCGGCGCGAGUGGUGUGGGGGGACUUCAAGCCUGCGCCGGGGCUUGCAAUGUUGGAGUACGAGGUCCGCGCCACACCAGAGAAGGGCGCCGCCGGCUCCAAGGCCUUUCCCCCGCACUGGGUGACCUUCGAGCACCGUUAUAGAGGUGGUUUCAUCGAGCAUGAGCUCUUCAACCUGCUUCCCUUCACAUACUACAGCUUCUCCGUGCAGGCGCGCUACCCCAAGGUGGGCACUCGUGCGUGGGCCGGGCAGCAGCUGUCGGAGCCGGUAAUCCUGGAGCGUACCGUGGCGUACCAGGACCCCCCCACGCCGCUGCCGGUGCCGGGGCCGGCAGAGGACGCGCCGGAGAUGUCGUGCUAUGCGGUGCUUGAGUUCCCUUGUGAGGAGGAGGACAUGCAGUACGACUUGGAGUAUGCCCACGUGCUGGGCGACGAGCUAGAUACCUCAGAGCUCCGGGCGGUGAACGGGCUCUGGCGAUGCCCCACCGACGUGUCCAACCAGGGAGUCCUUUACUUGGAUCGCCUCUUCUAG